AGCAGCGAGGCGGGCUGCCAAGAGUGGGUGUGUGAGAGGCAGCAGGAAAAGGAGGUCAAACGUCCUGCGGGUUGAGUUUGAAAGCGUGUGGUCGUCUCCAGCUCGGGUUCUCAGAUUGUGUCACGGUCAAAGCCGUCAUGUUCCACUCCGUGCCCCGUCGGCCGAUCUGUGAGAUCGGCGUGAGCGCCAUGAGGCUCCGGAGCAGCAGCAGCUCGUUUCGACGGAGCGUCGCGGAGGGCGGAAGGCAGCUGGAGAAGGUGCCGUGGCUGGGCAGGAACGUUGCCCAGCUGCUGUCCUGGCUCCAGAGGGCAGGUGCGGACGAGGCCGUCGCCGCCACCAGGUCAGGCCAGAAGAGGAAGGGCCUGCUCUCCAUAUUCGCGGACCACUGCAGCUUCGUGACCGGGCAGAGGCUCCGACGUGCCUGUCAGAUCGGCGAGCUGUACUCCAACCUGUACUCCGAGCGCACCAGGUGGAGCCUGGUGGGGUCGAUAUGGCGCAGACUUCAGAACAAGAAUGCGCCCACUGGGAGACUCUUCGCCGCCCUGGCCGGUGUCUUCAUGUGGGACAGCGAGAAGAUUCAAGAAGAGGAAAUUCGCAGGUGUGGGCUGGAGAUACUGGAGCUGGAGGAUGCAAAACACUACAAUGCAUCUUUGGGAACUGUGACUGGACAGCAGGAAUCAUGCUGGGAAGUUGUGAUUGAGAAGACAGACUUUAGAGUGUGGAAGCGGCCCAUUCCUAACAGUCACCUCUUUGAAUACAGAGUGUUCGGCUCCUACAACGAUGUCACACCGAGACAGUUCUUCAAUGUACAGUUGGAUACAGAGUACAGGAAGAAGUGGGAUUCUCUGGUUAUCAAGCUUGAAGUGGUGGACAGAGACCUCAGCACAGGCUCUGAAAUUGUGCACUGGGCAACACAGUUUCCUUAUCCCAUGUACUCAAGGGACUAUGUCUACGUACGCCGCUAUGACGUUGAUGUUGACAACAACCUGAUGAUCUUAGUGUCCAGAGCUGUGCAGCAUCCCAGAGUCCCAGAGACUCAGGACUUUGUGCGAGUCCAUUCAUACCAGUCAAAGAUGGUCAUCCGUCCUCACAAGUCAUUUGAUGAGAAUGGCUUUGAUUACCUGCUGACCUACAGCGACGACCCCCAGACCGUCUUCCCCCGUUACUGUGUGAGCUGGAUGGUGUCAAGUGGUAUGCCAGAUUUCCUACAGAAGCUGCACACUGCUGCCUUGAAGGCCAGAAACUUGGAGGUUGGGAUCCAGGACUACGUAGGUGUCAUUAAAUCCGGCGACACCAACCGCCAGCCGAGCCAGGAGCGCCACGGUGGAGAAAACGCACGCCCUGGUCAGAUCUACGCCUGAGAUGGAUAGUUUGUAGAUCAAGGGGGUGUGUGGGUGGUGAAGCCAAAUCAAACCCUCCAACAACAACUACUUUGGUACAUGGUGUAAACUGUGAAACUCAAAUGGAAGUCGCAACCAACAGUGAAAGUACACUGGAAGUCCAUCCAUAGACAUGGUUGUAGAUGAGUUGUCACAGUCCUUUGGCGCAAAUGUUGCCAUGGAAAUUGUCAACCAGACUGCUGCCCUUGGCCAACCAAUGCUACGGGACAUUUUUGCCUCCUUUAGUAAUGCUGUGUAUCCUGCUACCAUUGGUAAGGUCGAGCCAAAAUUGCCAAUUGUAGAGAUUCGGUUUGCAAAAGCACUGUUUCUCUCAAUUUAAUGUUCUUGUUCUUGUCUUCCGUUGUUCAACAAGGCUUUACUUUAGGUUGUUCAUACCGGCGGCAGCCACAUCUCUUUAUCAGCCUCUGUGGUGGGAUUUCAGCUAGAUAUCAAGGAAAUGGUUGCACAGUAGUGGACAUACAGUAGAAUGGUUACUACAACCAGCUUCUGGUUGACAUUUUCACAACAACAUAAAACCAUGGCCAAGAUGAAGUCCUGCACUGAGACCUCGAGAGGAUAUCCUUUCUAAAAUGUUUCUGCUUUUCAUGGAUUUAAAGCAGGUGCUUUCCUGUUUGCUUACAGCAUGAGCGUUUUGAUUUUUCACACGACUGGAAAAAACUCUUUAUCCAAAUGAAGGUGUUAUUGGAACGCAUGUCCACGAAGUGAAAAACGUCAACUGUAGUACUCCUGUGGGGUUUGCAUUGUUUUGGUGUCGGCACAGUUGAGGUUUCACUCUAUCCACCUCGCCGUGUCAGCGCAACUGUUCAGAAACUGCCAGUGUUGACAAAACAGCCUUCUGAAGGUAAACCUGUCCUUUAGCAUUGGGGGCAUAGUGUCUUAUUACAACCAAAUAAAUCCUCAGAUGCAAUGGUACUAAUGCACUUCCAACAAGGCAAACCUUCACAGACACACUCUAAUAAACCAGCUCCUCCUUAAAGAAACAUCGAGCACUUGUGCCACAUAAUGAUUCGCUUGCAUUUCACACCAUUUAUUCAGCUCAGAAAAAAUGUGUUAUUUCAGUGUCGACAUCAACAGUCACAUAAAUAUGUUUUUGUUUUCUAUGUGUUACAAUAGGCCUUGAAAAUUCAUAAAACGGUAACCCUUCCACUGAAACUCCCUGUCCUUAUUUAGAGAACAAGCUCUGAAACUUUCUCCUCCUGCAUUGUGUUGUAUUGUUUUUAUGUGUUGGUCCAUCUCAAACUCCAGUAAAUUCUUCCUUCAUUUAGUCCAUUAUCACUCACCGUCGUCUGUUAGCAGGGCGUGUUUUUUUUGAAUGUACAAAAAGCACCACAUGCUGUUGAAAAAAAGGCCUGAUAAAGAACUGGGUUUACAGCAUGACAAUCAAGUGCAAAUAUCUUGAAAUACAUCUGUUUAAUACAUCUUGCAUGUGUCAGCAGCAUGUAGGGUUCCACUUUGAGUCCCACAUAAAGUAUUAAUAUAUCGCCACUGUCAAAACAAUGUUCAAUUCUGUUCUGUAGUGAAGUAUUUUACCGCUGUUCGAUUUUUAUUAAUUUGCAGUUAAUCGUGUGCUUGAUGUGCUCGAACACGUGAGGGAGGAAAUGAAAUGAUUUUGGAUGUUCAAAUUGUGUGUUGUCAAAAAGCUAACUCACUAAUGAGAUCUCACUGACUAUGUUCAGCUUGAGAAUGUAGAAUUUUGAUGAUCUGUCAAACGUCGACACCUGCGUGCCACCUUCAUCAGUCCAAUGUUUUUGUGUGUUUCCUCCUUUCUUUGCUGUUUUUCUUACUCUGUUUGUGGAUUAAUUAAGAAACCGUUUGGAUAAUUAGUUUGUGCUGGAGCACUUGUAACCCUGUGAUUUCAAAAGAUUUACUGAAAUGGAAGUGCUACUAAUCAGAUCAAAUAAACUGACCUUCAUGUGUG
Molecule: messenger RNA, 3318 nt
Organism: Platichthys flesus (European flounder)
Lineage: Eukaryota; Metazoa; Chordata; Actinopteri; Pleuronectiformes; Pleuronectidae
Gene: stard7
Product: StAR related lipid transfer domain containing 7
Exons: 9
Coding region: 138-1361 (407 amino acids)
Molecular function (GO): lipid binding
Source: RefSeq, a predicted model, not a curated record